AUGGCGCUGGAGGGGAACGCGAGCUGCGCCGACUGCGUGUCCCAGAGCGCGCGGAACAGCAGCCCGGGCGCUCAGGCAGCCUCCGGCCCCGUGACCGGCACGCUUGCGGGCAUCCUCAUCUUCACCAUCGUGGUGGACAUCGUGGGCAACCUGCUGGUCAUUCUGUCCGUGUGCAGGAACAAGAAGCUGAGGAACGCAGGUAAUAUCUUUGUGGUGAGCCUUUCCGUGGCCGACCUGGUGGUGGCGCUGUACCCAUACCCUCUGGCCCUGCUGGCCAUUUUCCACAAUGGCUGGACGAUGGGCUACCUGCACUGCCAGCUCAGCGGCUUUGUCAUGGGCCUGAGCGUGAUUGGCUCCGUCUUCAACAUCACGGCCAUCGCCAUCAACCGCUACUGCUACAUCUGCCACAGCCUGCGCUACGACCGGCUGUACACGCGCAGGAACACCUGCCUCUACCUGACCCUCACCUGGCUGCUGACCGCUGUGGCCACCUUGCCGAACUUUCUGGUGGGCUCCCUGACUUACGACCCCCGGGUCUUCUCCUGUACCUUUGCACAGACGGUCAGCUCCUCCUACACAGUCUGCGUGGUGCUCAUCCACUUCCUGGUGCCGCUGGGCGUGGUCUCCUUCUGCUACCUGCGCAUCUGGGCCCUGGUGAUCCGAGUGAAGGGUCGGGUGCGGGCCCGGCCGGGCGCGCGGACGGCCGACCUGCGCAACUUCUUGACUAUGUUCGUCGUCUUCGUGCUCUUCGCCGUCUGCUGGGCUCCACUGAACUUCAUCGGGCUGGCCGUGGCCAUGGACCCCGCCCGAGUGGGCCCCAACAUCCCCGAGUGGCUCUUUGUCACCAGCUACUUCAUGGCCUACUUCAACAGCUGCCUGAACGCCAUCGUCUACGGCCUUCUGAACCAGAACUUCCGCCGUGAGUACAAACAGAUCCUGCUGGCGCUCUGCACGCCACGGGCACUCUUCUCGGACAGCUCCAAGUACAACACGGACGCCUACAAGAGCAAGCAGUCACCCGCAGGGACCAACAACAAUCUGGUGGAGGCUCACCUGUGAAGGGGCGGGGAUAAAUGUGAAUAAGGCGAGGGGCUAACCAUGCACCCGUAUGCAAAAUGGGAGAUGUUGAAAGGUUAGCAAGGAGGGACCCUUAGACACCAUCACUAGAGACUUCAACUGAAAACUACAGGUUUACAUCCCAAUCCAACCAGCCAAAAAGCUAGCAUACAAUCAUGCAUGCUAGUUUCACAUAUCGCAAAGUAAUUCUGGCUCAAGUCUCAUGUCUUGUCUCCAUCACAUAAAUUACUUUGAUGGCUAAAGAGGUAGCCCUACUAGUGUCCACAUCACACAUUCCUGGAACAAACACAAAUCAAGCAUGCUGCUAUCCACAUCACACAAAUUCUUGAAGCAACCAUGAAGCUAGCUGCAGUCACACAUGCUACUUUCUGUUACACAGCUAACUCAAAUGGCUAAGAAGCUAGCCUACAGUCAUGCAUGCUAGUGGCUACAUCACACAAAUUCCUCAAGUGACCAAAACAAUAGCCUACAAUCACGCAUGCUGGUCAACACCAAACAGA
Molecule: messenger RNA, 1577 nt
Organism: Colossoma macropomum (tambaqui)
Lineage: Eukaryota; Metazoa; Chordata; Actinopteri; Characiformes; Serrasalmidae
Gene: mtnr1c
Product: melatonin receptor 1C
Exons: 2
Coding region: 1-1059 (352 amino acids)
Biological process (GO): G protein-coupled receptor signaling pathway
Cellular component (GO): membrane
Molecular function (GO): melatonin receptor activity
Source: RefSeq, a predicted model, not a curated record